AUGUGUGACCGGAACGGAGGCCGGCGGCUUCGGCAGUGGCUGAUUGAACAAAUUGACAGCAACUUGUACCCAGGGCUGAUUUGGGAAAACGACGAGAAGAGCAUGUUCCGGAUCCCUUGGAAACACGCUGGCAAACAAGAUUACAAUCAGGAAGUGGACGCCUCCAUUUUCAAGGCCUGGGCAGUUUUUAAAGGGAAAUUUAAGGAAGGGGACAAAGCUGAACCAGCCACGUGGAAGACAAGGCUACGCUGUGCUUUAAACAAGAGUCCAGAUUUUGAGGAAGUGACAGACCGGUCCCAGCUGGACAUUUCCGAGCCAUACAAAGUUUACCGCAUCGUCCCAGAGGAAGAGCAAAAAUGCAAAUUAGGCAUGUCGACUCCUGGCUGUGGGAAUGAAGUCACUGAGAUGGAGUGUGGUCACUCUGAAAUUGAUGAGCUGAUCAAGGAGCGUCCUGUGGAUGAGUACAUGGGGAUGGUCAAAAGGAGCCCUUCCCCGCCGGAGGCCUGCAGGAACCAGCCCCCCCCAGACUGGUGGAUGCAGCAGCCCGGCGCAGCAGGCUUGCCGCUGGUGCCGGGUUACCCCGCCUAUGAUGCACACCCUUCAGUCUUCUCCCAGAUGGUCAUCAGCUUCUACUACGGGGGCAAGCUGGUGGGCCAGACCACCACCACCUGCCCUGAGGGCUGCUGCCUGUCCCUGAGCCAGCCGGGCCUGCCCAGCACCAAGCUGCAUGGGUUGGAGGGCCUGGAGCUGGUGCGCUUCCCGCCUGCGGACACCAUCCCCAGCGAGCGGCAGAGGCAGGUGACUCGGAAGCUGUUCGGGCACCUGGAGCGAGGCGUGGUGCUGCACAGCAGCCGGCAGGGCGUGCUGGUCAAGCGGCUGUGCCAGGGCCGCGUGUUCUACAGUGGCAACGCCGUGCUGUGCAAGGACAGGCCCAACAAGCUGGAGCGCGACGAGGUGGUCAAGGUCUUCGACACCUAUCAGUUCUUCCGAGAGCUGCAGCACUUCUACGGCAACCCGAGCCGGCUUCCCGACAGCAGGGUGGUGCUGUGCUUCGGAGAGGAGUUUCCAGAUAUGACCCCAUUGCGCUCCAAACUCAUCCUCGUGCAGAUUGAGCAACUCUAUGCCCGGCAGAUGCUGGAAGAAGCUGUGAAGAGCUGUGGUGCUGGGUCCAUGAUGCAGGCUCCCGAGGAGCCCCAGCCAGACCAGGUCUUCCGGAUGUUUCCCGAUAUUUGUGCCUCCCACCAGAGACCCUUUUUCAGAGAAAACCAACAGAUCACAGUUUAAGUGUCUCUCUUGGGCACCCCACCCCGCCCACAUCUCAUAUUUCAUUAUUACAAUUACUGUUGUAAUUAUUUAAGGAUAUAGAUCCCUCUGACCUGGGGUGGGAUGCCUCACUCUGCUCUUAAUUUAGUAAGGGCAUAUUCUCUGAGGACUCCACGUUCAAAGCGAAGUUGUGUCCAAGUUCUAUUGUUCAGGUGUCAGCAUUGAAGCCCAUACCACGUGGUCUGCAUGGUGUAACUAGAACCUCUGAUUAAAACAUGUAUUUCCUGUAUUGUCCCCUAAUUAUCAUUAGUUGCUAUGAUUCUUCAGCAUUUUGGGAUAAUUGAUAUUUCCAAAGGCUUUCAUUCAAUUUGACUAGCACAUAGUUGCUUCCAGUAAAGAAAUUUGGGCAUCAGUUUGUGAAGACAAGACUGCUUUUCGACUUUAUCUUUCGUUAGAGCUAUAGAUUUAUGAUUUCAUGUGCUUGAUUCGAUGUGAAGUGUUUUUGUACUUUUAAGCAUGUUAAUGAGAUUUAAAAAUACAUUAACAAGUACUUUAAUAAGUAUUAUUAAGCCUCCCUUUAAUAAGUGAAAGCAAAAGCUCUUGGUGAGUUUGGAGAACAUAUAUUCUUCCCAGAAUUUGGUGCUAGGAAAGCGCCUCCAUCACCGUGUCAACUGGUGUGUUCUGAUUUUCAGACAGUGAAAGUUUUCCCUUCGGCACAUUGUUGCAGGAAGCUUAGAGCUAAAUUUAUUUUUUUCAUUUCUGUAAUUAAGUCAUCCCAGAUCACCUCUCUGGCUGCUUCUUUCUAAAUGGUUUUGACCUCUGUUUUAAAAACAUUUGUAAUUUUAAUUGUCCAAUUAUAAACUGCUUUGAAGCUUUUCCUUUUCCCCCUUCUUUUCAGAAAGUGGGCAGGAUAGAAAGCACAAGUUCCAAAUAAAGGGUGUUCCCCUAAAAUGUCUGCACACUUUAGCAGCUGACAGCUCAAUUGAUGUUUCUUUAUUUUCAGAUUUAACCCAUUGGAGUGAAUAAUUAUUCAAAGUGUGUAUACAUUUUUUUGGGGACACCCUGUAUAAUUGUGGAUUUUAUGAGCCUUUUGCUUGUACCUUGAUUCAGACACUCCAUUCACCAGCUGGUGGUGUUUAGUGUGUAGGCAUGGCUAGAGUGGAUUGGGGAUGUGGAUGACAUGUGUUGCCUGUCACCACUACACCGGUCUUGGGGUGAGCUGUGGCUGGGGGAAUGCCUUCCCCUAUCUCUACCACUCCUCAAUGCCCCCACUGCACACCAAAUUCUUCAGUGGAGCCAUCUAGUGGGAUUUCCAUGGAGAAGUCCCAGUUUUAGCCCUGGAAGAACUUACCCUAUUUUUCUAGCAAAUAGGAUGCAUUUACUAGCCAAAAUGUAUCAACAUGUUUACCCUAAAUCCUGAUGCUAAUCAAAAGCCAGGGACAGAAGGCUGAAACCAAUGGCCUGGCUUAACAGAGAGGGCAAUUCACCUCAGACCCUCCAGUGAGCAGUAGACCACAUCACCACAACCCCUCUAAACCACUUGCAGGAUCAAAGAGCACUUGAACAUUUAUUUUUCUAAAUAAAUGUUGUAUUUUGCCAGAUUGGGGUGCCUCUGGUCUGUGUGGCCCCUGUGUGGUGCACCGGGCCUGGCAGAGAUGGGCACUCACGCAUGUGAGGAGCGCCCGGCCCACUUCUUGGUGGUGCAAUUUGCCACCGUGGGUGCAGACACCAGACGGGUUUGGGGGUUAGGAGGGUGCUGUUGCUUUGCUUCCACUCUCUUGGGGGUGGGGAGAAGAAUCUUUUCUGUAUUCUCUUCCCUUCGUCACACAGCCUGGGUCAUCACCACCCCUGACUCAGAAUCUUACUAUGAGAGGACAAGAAGGGGCUCACCUGUCACCCCUCAUUGUGAGAAAUGGGAAGAGUUGGAAUUUGGGGGACAAAUUGCCCCCGCUCAGCCCAUCUGGUGGCCUUGUAAUAACAAAAGUCUCCGAUUUCAAAUCUGAAAGGCCAAGGAUGCCUGCUUAUUUUCCCCAUCAGUGCUGCAAGGUGAUGCAGGUGUAGCCCUAGCCAGCUUAACCCUUACAGGGCCUUCCGGGGUGCCGGAGUUCAGUGGGCGCAUAGGAAAACUUCAGUAAAAGCAGCUCAUCGCCUUUGGCCAACAAAGCGAGCAUUACAUUUUUAAGAUCUGGUUUCUGGAAAUUUGUGAGAUACUGGUAAAUAGGCUUUAGUUUGUAGCUCAAAUGAAUGUCAAAGUAUACAUGUUUGAUAUGCUGGAUGAAUAUUUAUUUUUGUAUGCAUUUAAAAAUAUAUUGAUCUCCUUUAUUCUUUAUUAAAAUAAAGUGCUCUUUUUUAA
Messenger RNA from Eptesicus fuscus (big brown bat), 3616 nucleotides. RefSeq names its product interferon regulatory factor 8 (gene IRF8). Gene Ontology annotation, biological process: immune system process; regulation of transcription by RNA polymerase II. Gene Ontology annotation, cellular component: nucleus. Lineage: Eukaryota; Metazoa; Chordata; Mammalia; Chiroptera; Vespertilionidae. The transcript is spliced from 8 exons. The coding region runs from base 1 to 1284 and encodes 427 amino acids. The record is from RefSeq and is a predicted model, not a curated record. Gene Ontology annotation, molecular function: protein binding; DNA-binding transcription factor activity, RNA polymerase II-specific; RNA polymerase II cis-regulatory region sequence-specific DNA binding.